AUGGACGACCUGGACGACCUGCUCGACGAGGUCGACGAGCUCAUGGCCGGGGGCCCGCCACCGACGUCGUCGCGGACGUCGUCGUCGACGGCGGGAGCAAGGGCAGGCGCAACGGCAGGCGUGACCGCGGCGCCCAGGUCGCGAGUUCGGGCACGUGCUUCGCGGUCACGCCCUAGUCGGACGCAGGCUCGGGCGGAUCGUGCCACGGCAUCACGCAGGGGAAAAGUCGAGGAUGGCGACGACGACGAUGAUGAUGACGAUCUCGACGACCUGCUCGCUCUCGAUGUGCCGAGCAGGCAGCGCAGGAGUGGCGGCGAGAGGGUAGUGUCGACAGCAGUGUCGACAGCAGUGUCGAGCGGAGGCGGAGGAGGUGGUGGCAAGCGCAAGUGCAGACCGGUGUUUCUGGCGGACGCGUCGCUUGCCGGCCGGGGGCGGACGGCAUCGGCGGCCAUGCCGCGGGCGUGCGACCGGCUGCGGUGCUCGCGGUGCUGCUUUGCGGUCAAGGCGUGGCCGGACUCGGCGUGGGAUGCCGGCGUCGACUAUCUCUUUCUCCGGUACAACUUUCCCGACACCGAGCGCAUUGCGCCAAUGCUCGUACCGACCAGCGCCGGCUCGACCGCGCUCGCCUGUCAGUGCGCGUGGCGGACGGUGACCACGCCAACCCGCUUGCAGAGCGGAGAAGACCUCGCGUGGUUCUGCGCAGGCCACGCGUAAUUCCAGCUUUACCGCGCGCUUACAACCUACAUCACCCGGCGGAGCCGGUCCAUGCACUCGGCCUUGCCGAGCAGCGCAAACAGACUUGCCAGCGGCGGCCCGCCUCGGGCGCCGGUCACACCCACUCGCAGCGGAAACAGGACCUGCCGCGGCUUGAG
Thecamonas trahens ATCC 50062 is the source of this 872-nucleotide messenger RNA. RefSeq lists its product as uncharacterized. The record is from RefSeq and is a predicted model, not a curated record. The transcript has a single exon. The coding region runs from base 1 to 714 and encodes 237 amino acids. Gene Ontology annotation, cellular component: cytosol. Lineage: Eukaryota; Apusomonadida; Apusomonadidae.